Messenger RNA from Triticum urartu, 3177 nucleotides. Its product is annotated as disease resistance protein RGA4. The record is from RefSeq and is a predicted model, not a curated record. Gene Ontology annotation, biological process: defense response to other organism. NCBI's taxonomy places the organism in Eukaryota, Viridiplantae, Streptophyta, Magnoliopsida, Poales, Poaceae. Gene Ontology annotation, molecular function: ADP binding.
GGUAGCUUAGUUCAACUUCAUCCAUCCAUGGUUGCUAUUGUGUGUUGUCCUCGCCGGUCAGUGAAAACUCCCAUGGUGUGACCUUGCAACCGUUGAACACACACACACACACAGAGAGAGAGAGAGAGAGAUGGAGGCUGUGGCGACGGCCGCGGCCACCUCUUUCGUGGAGUGGAUGGUGCCGAAGCUCUUCGAUUUUUUAGAUAAAAAUCACGAGCUGCGGAAGAACCUGGAGCGUGACAUCAAGUUCAUCAAGGACGAGUUUGCCAUGAUUUCUGCCGUCAUCCAGGAUGAGCAAAACAGUCGCCAUGGAAGGGGUGAAGAGGUGCAUAAGGAGUGGAUCAGGAUGGUACGUGAGGUGGCGCACGCCAUUGAAGACUGCAUCGACCGCUUCAUGCACCGCGUGAGGAGGGCCAAGACAGGGGCCGGUUGGCUCCGUCGGGCUGUCCACCGGGUGAAGACGGUGAAGGCCCGUAACGAGUUCGCCAUGGCUAUCCAGGAGCUCAAGAAGAUAUCAGAGGAUGCGUCCAAGCUGAGAGGAGCAUACUGUAGCAGCACCACCUCUUCGCCAGGGCGGUCGCUGUCGUCUGAGCAGACAGAGACUGCAGCGGCGAUCGAAGAUGAUGAAGACGACGACCAUUCAGCAGCAUCAUGCCCUGUUCCCAUGGGUAUGGAAGAUCCCCGCGACGAGCUUCUGGAUCUGAUCCGGCAGCAGCAGCAGCUCAAGGUGAUCACCAUUGUUGGGUUCCAUGGUAUGGGCAAGACUCUCCUCGCCAAUCAUGUGUACAACUACAAGGCAAUUCAGACCCAAUACGAAGCACGGGCCUGGGUUCCUCCAGCGAAACUUGGAGGAACAGCCGCCAAUGUUCUCAGGGAGAUACUCGGGCAACUUGGCCAUCCCACCGACGGCCGUCUCACCAAGCUCCAGGAAAGAAUCAAAGAGUGCAUUGGGAUCAAAAGGUUCUUCAUUGUGAUUGAUGGCUUGCAGAAAGCAGGAUAUUGGCACGAUAUAAAACUGGCUUUUGCGGGGUUAAGCGGCAGAUUUCUGGUGACGACGACUAUUCAGCGCGUAGCAAAUACGUGCAGCAGCUCAGCUGUUAAUGAUCAUGUGUACACAAUGUCAACUCUUGCCAAUCAACACUCAAGACUAUUGUUCUUCAAGGAAAUUUUCCAAGAUGAUGAACUACCGCCAGAUGUGGAGGAGCUUGGCUCCGAAGCGCUCAAGAAAUGUGAUGGUCUUCCCCUUGCUCUUGUUACCACUGCCAGGUUCUUGCAAAGCGCAGGAAAUCCGACACCCAUGAAAUGGGCGAAGUUAUGCACCGACCUGGGUACAUAUUUGGAGAGUGAUGAGCUAUUUUCAAGAAUGAGGAGUGUGCUUGUGCAGAGCUACACCAGCAUUGAUAGCCAGGUUGCCAGGACAUUCUUGCUAUAUUUGAGUACCUACCCAAGUGGGCGUCCAAUCAAGAGAUCAACCCUGAUAAGGAAAUGGUUAGCCGAGGGGUUUUCACCGGGAAACAUUACAAACAAUGCCCUCGACGCCGCUACCAGCUGUUUUGAUAAGCUAGUUGACCGGAGUAUCAUCCAACCUAUUGAUGCUAGUGGUAACAGUACAGAGCUGAAGACAUGCCAUACCCAUGGCAUGAUGCUGGAGUUUGUCAUCCGCAAGUCCAUGUCUGACAACUUUCUUACCUUGUGUAAUCAGCCGUCUGCUCCACCCCUACCCAGCAAAAUCCGCCGGCUGUCUCUGCAUAAUACAAAGCCUAGAGAAGUGAAUGAUCUAUCUCUUGUCCGGUCACUGACUGUCUCCGGCGAGACACACCCAUCAAUCCUGGACUUCUCCAAGUAUGAACUGAUGCGAGUUUUGGAUCUAGAAGAGUAUGAUCAUCAGAUGUCAGAUGGCCAUCUCAAGUUGGUAUGCAGAAACCUGUUGCUGCUGAGAUACCUAAGCCUCGGAGCUGCUGUUACGGCGCUUCCAAAAAAUAUCAAGAAGCUUCAGUUCUUGGAGACACUGGAUGUAAGAAGGACGAAGAUAGAGAUUCUGCCAACACAAGUCAUGGAGUUGCCAUUUUUACUUCAUCUGUUUGGGAAGUUCAAGCUGAAACAAGAUGUAGGAGCCCGCAGAAUGAGUAAGCUACAGGCGUCGUUGUCAGCCAACAGCAAAUUGGAAACAGUAGCAGGAUUUGUUGUGGACAGCAACAAGAGCCAAGGAUUUGCACAACUCAUGGAUCAUAUGAAGCAUUUGAUAAAGGUGAAAAUAUGGUAUGAUUCUUGCGCCGAUGCCAGCAGCACAAGUACUCUCUCGAAGGCCAUCAAGGGGUUCAUCGAGCGAGGUACCAAUUUCACGACUUCACUUGCACUCUCACUCAAUCUCAGUGGUGAAAGUUCUCAAGACUUGCUAAAUUUCUCCCUUGAAACUGGUAAAUCCUACUAUCUUAGCUCACUCAAGCUACAAGGGGGCAAUAUAUUCAGCCUACCCCCCUUUGUUACCAUGCUGGCUGGUCUCAAUAAGUUGUGCCUUUCAGUCACUCAUCAGCUGAGUCGUGACAUUUUUGCUGCCCUGAGUGAAAUGCGCAGCCUGAAGCAGCUGAAGCUGACUGCGACUCAACUGGACAAGCACAUCAUCGGACAAGGUGCAUUCAAAAUCCUGGAAGACCUAUGGAUCACGGUGGAAGUGAUGACUGCGCUGGACAUCGAAGACGGAGCUCUGCCGUGCCUCAAAUCGCUCCGGCUGCUAUGUAAAAAUCUAGAUGGCUUUUCCGGCACAUCGGCGAUCAAAUACUUUAAGCGCCUCAAGGAGAUUGCUCUUCAUCGUGAAGUGGGUGGUGACACAAAACAGAAGUGGAAAGAAGCAGCAAGGAAACACCCAAGAUGUCCCAAGAUCUUGUUUGUCUAGACAGCACAUCAACAUCCAGGCAGUACAGGCUGCGACUUGCUAAUGGCAAAGCAUUCUCGUAUUGUGCUUAUUGGUUGAUGGCCAUUCAUCAGCAUGAUCAAGUGCGUCGAAUAAUUUAGUCCUCUUUGCUCUCGUGUCGAUUUGGUGGCUUCCCCGCCGUUCGUACUUUUAUGUUGAGUCACCGCUAGGAUUUAUUUAUUUCUAACAGAUCGAAGUUAACGAUUUUCUUUGCAAGAAAUAUGGUGACUUCCUGCUGUAAUAAAUAAGUGUACUCUGUUUAUUGU